AUUUGCGUGGACUACAGAUGAAAUGCUUGGCAUCCCGGCAGAAUUGACAGUCCAUAAGCUCAGCACAGAUCCCACCAGGAGGCCGGUGGCAGGCUUCAUCAGAAGAGUGGAGUACUCUGAAUGGGUGUCCAACCCUGUGCUCGUCAAAAAGCCAAAUGGCAAGUGGAGGAUGUGUAUUGACUUCACCAACCUCAAUGAUGCAUGCCCAAAAGACCCUCAUCCCUUGCCAAAUGUCGAGAAGUUAGUAGAGCGGGCAGCAGGACACGAGCGGAUGAGCUUCCUGGAUGCCAGUUCGGGUUAUCAUCAGGUCCAGCUGUUGCUAGACGACCAGGAGAAAACAGCUUUUUACGCUGGUGAUGCGAUCUACUGCUAUGUCAUGAUGCCGUUUGGCCUCAAAAAUGCUGGAGCAACAUACCAGAAGCUGGAUCACAUUGAUGACCUGGACGAAACAUUUCGAAAUUUGCGUCGAGCUCAAAUGAAACUGAAUCCCUUGAAAUGCACGUUUGCUGUGGAAUCAAGGAAAUUCCUAGGGUACGUGGUAUCCAAGAAAGGAAUCGAAGUAAACCCAGAGAAGGUUGAGGCCGUUCAGCAGAUGGAACCGCCAAGGACUGUCAAAGACGUGCAGCGUUUGACAGGCCGUGUUGCUGCGCUGCACAGGUUUAUAGCCAGGUCGGCAGAAAGAUGCCUCCUGUUCUUCAAGGCCCUGCGAGAGCCCAAGAACUUUCAAUGGACCGAUGCGUGUCAGCAGGCUUUUGACGAGCUCAAACUAUACUUGGCAUCAGCGCCCUUGCUAUCCAAGCCAGUGGAGGGGGAAAGCUUAUAUCUGUAUUUAGGGGUCACAGCAGAGGCGAUUAGCUCGGUCUUACUCAGGGAAGAGAACAAGAAUCAGAAACCUAUCUGCUACGUAAGCAAAGUCUUACAAGGCGCCGAGCAGAAUUACCCAGUAGCAGAGAAGGCUGCUUUUGCCUUGGUUUACACAGCUCGUAAGUUGAGAGCUUACUUCCAAUCCCAUCAGAUUGUGGUCUAUACCGAUCUACCAUUGAGAAAAAUAUUGCAGAAACCUGAACUCUCUGGUCGGCUUAUUGGGUGGAGCGUCGAGCUGAGUGAAUAUGAUCUGAAAUUUCAGCCACGCACAACCGUAAAGGGCCAGGCCAUUGCAGACUUUCUGGUAGAAUGCAUCCCAGCAGCUGUGGAAGAAAAGGCACCUGAACACCAUUCUGGGUUUUGUAUGUGGAUGGAGCUGUUAAUGUCGAAGGAUCAGGUCUUCAGCGACUCUCAGCUCGUUGUCCGCCAAGUGAGUGGCAGUUGCGACAUCAGGGAUCCCCAGCUCAGUCGUUAUGCCUUCGUGGUUAAUAGAUUGAAGUCAAGGUUCGCUUCAUUUCAGAUCGACAAAAUACCACGGGCUGAUAACCACCGAGCGGACGAACUGUCAAAGUUGGCCUCCUCGCAGGACAUCAACCCUCAAAGGUCAACAAUCGUCGAGGUGCUUGACGCACCAAGCUACACUGAUUUCACAGUCGACUGUCAAUUACUUAGUACAGAUCCCUCUACACCGAGCUGGACCACCCCACUCAUAAAUUAUCUACAAAGUGGCGACCUGCCUGAAGACCUGUCCGCUGCGAAGUUGAUUAAGCGAAGGGCAGCACAUUUCACCUUGUUAGAUAACCAGCUCUACAAACGAGCAGCCUCAACGCCCCUGUUACGCUGCCUUACUCCGUACGAAGCUGAAUACGCUGUGAGAGAAGUUCACGAAGGAGUAUGUGGCACGCACAUUGGUGGCAAAACUUUAGCUCGGAAACUGCUGAGGCACGAUUAUUACUGGCCCACUAUGGUCGAAGACGCACAGAAUUAUGUUAGAAAGUGCCCGACCUGCCAGUUCAAUGCUGAUGAUAUUCAUAUGCCAGGUAUCCGAGCUCGUUCUACAGUUUAUGCUAACCUAGUGACUGUUUAUGAACUGAGCAUAAAUACCUUCCUUGAAACAGGGGAAAUGCUAUCAUCUCUUACGUCUCCCUGGCCUUUCGCUCAAUGGGGCGUCGACCUGCUCCGCCCAUUCGUCAAAGGCAAAGGAGGCUGCACUUUCCUGGUCGUUGCGGUGGAUUACUUCACCAAGUUCGGCAUACCUAAGCGGAUUAUCGCCGAUAAUGGGCCACAGUUCCGAGCCGCAGCACUGAGAUCGUUUUGUAACGACUAUGGCAUCGAGCUCACAUUGACAUCCGUGUAUACUCCACAAUCCAACGGGCAAGCCGAGUCCACCAAUAAAAUCGUCUUGCGAGGCCUCAAGACACGUGUUAUAGCAGCACACUCUAAUUGGGUUGACGAGCUCAACAAAGUACUCUGGUCUUGUCGCACCACACCAAGCUCGGCCACGGGCGAAACCCCUUUCAGCCUGGCCUAUGGAGCUGAAGCCGUCAUCCCAGUAGAGGUGGGAUUGCCAUCCGAUCGAGCAGGCCGGCAUGACGAUCUCAACAAUGAGCAACUUUUGAGAGAAAACCUGGACUUCGUGGAAGAGGUCAGGGAGAUGUCUAGAAUAAGAAACGUGGCACAUCAAAACCGUGUUGCAAAAUUUUACAAUAAAAGGGUUCGGGCUCGCCAGUUUCAGGUUGGCGAUCUGGUUCUACGCAAGGCUGGGUUAACUAACACUCAUUCGCACAUGGGCAAGCUCGCUCCUAAUUGGGAAGGUCCCUACAUGGUGAUUCGGGUUAAGCGACCUGGCUCUUACGUGUUAGCAGAUAUACACGGGCAUCAGUUACCUUACCUUUGGAAUGUACAGAAUCUUAGGAAGUUUUAUAGUUAAUGUGUGUUAUGUUAUUCCGCUUGAAGUACUAUCCAUCAGUUGUAAACAAACAAUAUACCGAAAAUACAACA
Messenger RNA from Rubroshorea leprosula, 2865 nucleotides. The record is from the annotation of a GenBank genome assembly. NCBI's taxonomy places the organism in Eukaryota, Viridiplantae, Streptophyta, Magnoliopsida, Malvales, Dipterocarpaceae.